AUGAAAUAUUCCACCGUAAAUAUUUUCAAUUUUAUUUUUUUCAUUUUAACGCAUAAUGUGAAAUCACACAUUUAUAAAACGGGUAAUGUGUGCAUAAUUUCCUUUGUCAAAAUUGGUGGAAAAAAAGUGUGUGUAUUUUUGUGGGUAAAUAAAAAUUGCAUUGUUUAUUUAAGUCGUCACAAACGUGGUUCGUUUUGAGUGACAAAGGAAAUUUCAUUAUUUUGUUUCCAUUGUGUGUGCAAUGCGCUUUGUGCUCCGUUUGUAAUAAAAGGAACGUGAAACGGUUUUGUGUUGAGCGCUUUAAUUCAAAUAUUCAAUUUUACGGGCAAAAAACAUCAAGACGAGAGUGAAAGAAAGAAUCAGCUGUUUUGAGACUCAGUAAAAGAAUCUUUUGAUGUGCAAACUGUCUACUUUUUAGUCCCAUUCAAACGAUUCGACAUAACGCAAUUUUUGACAGCUACUGUACAGGAGUGUGUGUGUGUCUGUGUGGUGGUGCGAAGUAAUUUGCGUUUACAUUUUCCACAUAAACUCACUCAAAUAAGCCAUUGAAAUGGUUGGCAUUAGUGACAGCUAAUCCAGGAAAGAAAAUUUGUCCCGAGGUGUAAGAGAAAACGGGCACGUUAAACGUUUAAGUUCAAUAAACCGUAAUCAAAUUUGAAAACUGAAUAAAAAAAACGAACGAAUAAAAGCUUGAAGAUAAAAAACGGGUUGGAGCCCAAAAAUGGCAUUCAGUCAAUAUACAUCGAAACCUCUGAGUCCAAUCGACGAGGAUAAAUCGACAACCACACAAGUAAUUCGUGAGGUGUACGAAGGAGAUGAGCACGAUACAUUUGAAAAUGAAUUGGAAAAGGCACUCGAGGCUAAAGUCAAAUACAUCAUAAUUGAACCACAACGUUUGGGUGAUGAAACAGCACGAUGGAUUCGCGUCGGAAAUUGUUUGCACAAAACGGCUGUGGUUAGUGGUUUGGCGUCAAUUGUAUGCGGUGCAAUAAUGCCAGAUCGGCCUGUGUUCAGUGCACCAUUGAGUGCAAUUUCAAUUUUUUGUACUGGACUCUAUACAGUUAGCUGGAAUGUUGAUUAUUGUUGUCAAUAUCAGGUUGAGACAGACCCGAAGAAAUUAGAAAAAAUACCCGACUUCCAAAAUUUCUCAUCACCCAUAGCAUUAGUUUAUACGAAAAAUACUCGCACAAAAUACCUACAUCGAUCAGUAACACUAUUAGCAACUGCAUUCUGUGCAUGGACACUUUACGAAGCGUACAAAUAGAACACACUCACAAACAAUACAACAAUUUGAGUUUUGUCAUGUGUUUCAAUUGUGUUGAACAAGUAUUUCCAAAUACCAUCGGAUCGCGAUGUUCAGAUUUUAAUUGUUAACAAUAUCAUUACCUAUUUGAAAUGAAAUUUGGUUACAAAUGCCAUAUUAGCCAACAGCAAAAAAAAAGUUUCAAUACAAAUUUUAUUAAAAACCUUAGGCAAAAACCAAAUUUUAUUAAACAAGAUGUAUUUUGAAAAUAAAAAGAAACCACAUACAGAAAAAAACUAUAUUAAAUUAAUGUUAAGGAUUGUGAAGGUAUACCUUGUGUAUACGUUUGAAGCGAAUAAAAAGAAAAAAAUUAUUUUAAACAUAUAAACACACACAUACACAAAAGUGAAAUGAAAUAAAAGAGAAGUUAUUAUUCUAGAACAGAGGAAACUCUAUCUAGAUACGCCAAUUUAAUGAAAGAGAAAAAAAAUGAAUAAUUAGAAAUGUUUUAAUAAAUUCAAAGACGCUGUAUUAUGUAUAUUAAAAUUCGAUUUGAAUUUUAAACAGGAAUUAAGAAAUUAUGAAACACAAAUAAUAAUCUAGUUUGUUUUAGCUCUUGUUUCGAAUUAUACAAAUUUAAAUUACACACAGGAUUGUUUGAAAUUCGUUAUUUGUUUAAUUUUUCGAUUUGUUUGCACAACAUUUGCUUGCCAGAAUUACCAAGGGAGAAAAAAAAAUUGGGAAGAGAACCCAAAAUAUGCUAGAUAUAAAGAAUAUGAUCAAAGACAAAUACGGGUUUUUAUGUAAACAGAAAAAAUGAGCAACAUUUUGACGUUUUAAUAUUAAUGGAAAUAAAAGAAAAGAAAGUUCAACAGCUAUCUUCAGUCAA
This is a messenger RNA of Contarinia nasturtii (swede midge), 2132 nucleotides long. RefSeq names its product transmembrane protein 11 homolog, mitochondrial (gene Pmi). Bases 722 to 1264 code for a protein of 180 amino acids. Gene Ontology annotation, cellular component: mitochondrial inner membrane. NCBI's taxonomy places the organism in Eukaryota, Metazoa, Arthropoda, Insecta, Diptera, Cecidomyiidae. The transcript has 5 exons. Gene Ontology annotation, biological process: inner mitochondrial membrane organization. The record is from RefSeq and is a predicted model, not a curated record.